This is a messenger RNA of Trichoplax adhaerens, 1521 nucleotides long. RefSeq lists its product as uncharacterized. The coding region runs from base 1 to 1521 and encodes 506 amino acids. The record is from RefSeq and is a predicted model, not a curated record. Lineage: Eukaryota; Metazoa; Placozoa; Uniplacotomia; Trichoplacea; Trichoplacidae. Gene Ontology annotation, cellular component: nucleoplasm; U12-type spliceosomal complex; cytosol. The transcript is spliced from 12 exons.
AUGGAAGAUAAUAUCAAUUUAACCUUCAAAAAUAUUCAAGAGUUUAUCACCCAAACGAAUCGCCAGUUAUCUCAUCUCAUUGAUAAAAUCGGACUGGAUAGAGAUCAAUUUUUACUAGAGAAUGAAAUAGUUUCAUGCCCUAUCAAUGUUAAUCAUCGCAUACCGCGCUCGUCUUUAGAAAAACAUACUAAGAAAUGUAUGUUGAAGGAGCAAGGUUUCUAUAAUCAGAUUGAAAUACCUACAUCCAAAUUCUUCUACCAACCAAACUCUUCAGUUUCAUCAAUACUUACAGAUUAUUCAAAUGUUGAAAUAAAUGCCGCCACAAACGACGACAAUUGCACUUCCUCAGCUACAAUUGUUAGCGAAAUAGAUCAAGAUUCUAGCGUUAUAGACCCCAAGGAUAUUAUGACGUUGGAAUCUUCAAAUCAACUCUCCGAUAUCAAUAUAGAACAUAAAGAUAUAUCUACCGAUAUUGAAUACGAAACCAUACCAAUGGAAAAAAUAAAGAAAAUCCACAGUUGGAAAGCCAUUCCUAAAAAUUACCUGAAUAUUGAUACGUUGAUAAUGGACCCUAAUACCAUAAAAUCUUGGAUAAUUAAAAAUCUGCCUAAAACGAAUUAUCUCGAGUCCGUUAUGGGAAGUGAAAUUGAAGUUACUAACAUCAUUAUAAGAAAUUUACACAGUCAAACUUUAUGCCAACCCAAUAAACUCGUACGAACAUUAUGGUUCGCUCUACAAAGCAAGGGUCAAGAAUUUGUGUUAGAACUGUGGAAGUUUUUAUGGACCAUGAAAAUAAGCCAUCAAUAUAAACUAGACCAGGUGUCUGAGGGUGUUAUAACUACAGUUAAUUAUGCCCUAUCACCAGAUAAAAUGGCUUGCAUAUUUACACCUGAGCAGCGAUUAGCUAUUUACGAAGAUAUCAUUAAGCGCGUAAAUGCCAUGAAGCCCAAAACUAGAGCUACAUUAGAGGAACUUCAAAUUGAUUUUGAUACCAUCCAAGAACUAUGCAAUAAUAAUACUGAUAAGACCAAAAGUCAUUUAGAGGUACUUGCUGAACAGCGCGACUACAAGAGAAGAAGACAGACUUACAGGGCAAAAAAUGUACAUAUUACGAAACGCACGCCUACCCAGGUUCAUCGUGACUUGAUCGAAUUACAAAUGAAAUACUUAGAAUCAAUGAUUGGAGAUUCUAGUCAUAGUACUGAAAGUAUUAACAACGAUUCCAGGAAUGAGGUGACUAACAAUAAAAACAUAGCUAGCCAAAAGACAGAUACUGUCAUCGAUGAGCAAUUAAAAUUAAAGUCAAGAAAAGAAACAAAAUCCGAUCGUCGUGAACGAAGACAUGACUCUGCAGACGAACACUACUCUCAUCGCCAUCGCAGUCAUUUUCGGGACAAACCACGAUCUCAUUCUAGUAAACAUAGCGACAGUGACUACAGUCAGCAUCACCAUCGACGCAGUAAAGACGAUAACCACCAUCAUCGCCAUCAUCACAAACACAAAAAAUCGCACAACAAAUAG